GAUAACUCCAUCUUAUUGUGAGAGCAGAGCAAUUUGUCCUCUUCUAGUUAAAAAAGAGCAAAUUCUUCAAUGGCAGGGACUAGCAAUAGCAACGUUCUGAUCAUCGGAGGCACCGGUUACAUCGGAAAGUUCAUCGUUGAAGCAAGUGCCAAUGCUGGCCACCCAACCUUCGUUCUGGUCCGGGAGUCUACUCUUUCCAAUCCCGCUAAAUCAUCCAUCAUCGACAAAUUCAAGAACCUGGGUGUCAAUUUUGUUAUUGGAGAUCUAUAUGAUCAUCAGAGUUUGGUGAAGGCCAUAAAAGAGGUUGAUGUGGUAAUCUCUACAGUAGGACACUUUCAGCUAGCUGAUCAAGAUAAGAUCAUUUCUGCCAUUAAAGAAGCAGCAAAUGUUAAGAGGUUCUUUCCUUCGGAGUUUGGAAAUGAUGUGGACCGGGUUCAUGCAGUUGAACCAGCAAAGACUGCAUUUGCCACUAAGGCCAAAAUUCGCCGAACCAUUGAAGCAGAAGGAAUUCCCCAUACUUAUGUGUCAAGCAACUUCUUUUCUGGUUGGUUCCUACCCAAUUUGUCACAACCUGGAGCUACAGCUGCCCCGAGAGAUAAAGUUGUUAUCUUGGGAGAUGGAAACCCCAAAGCUGUUUAUAACAGGGAGGAGGAUAUUGCUACUUAUACUAUCAAAUCUGUUGAUGAUCCAAGAACCUUGAACAAAAUUCUCUACAUCAGACCACCAGCUAAUACCUUAUCGUUUAAUGACUUGGUAUCUCUUUGGGAGAAGAAGAUCGGUAAAACUGUUGAAAGAAUCUAUGUAUCAGAGGAACAACUCCUGAAGCAAAUUCAAGAGGCCUCACCACGCUUAAAUGUGAUCCUGUCGAUUGGUCACUCUGUCUAUGUAAAGGGGGAUCACACUAACUUUGAAAUUGAGCCAGCAUUUGGUGUCGAAGCUUCAGCACUCUAUCCUGAUGUGAAAUAUACCACUGUGGAGGAGUACGUUGACCAGUUUGUCCGUUGAUAUAUCCUCUUGGUAAAACUUAAUUUUCUAACUAAAUAAAACAAUCUAGUAGCACUUCCUUGUUGAGCUGUGCUACUUAGGAACUAUGUAUGAGUUAGAAACCUAUGCUACGUAUGCUUUGAUAGUUUUAUUCCGUGCCUGUUUAAGUUAUCAAUUUCAAUUUUUACUUUCCUUUACUUCUAUGAAAA
This is a messenger RNA of Gastrolobium bilobum, 1193 nucleotides long. Its product is annotated as phenylcoumaran benzylic ether reductase POP1-like. Lineage: Eukaryota; Viridiplantae; Streptophyta; Magnoliopsida; Fabales; Fabaceae. The coding region runs from base 70 to 1005 and encodes 311 amino acids. The transcript has 5 exons. The record is from RefSeq and is a predicted model, not a curated record. Gene Ontology annotation, molecular function: oxidoreductase activity.